GGGGGGUAAUCCUUCUCAAAGUAGCUUGUCUACACUUCUGUUUUGUUCUCACUCUAUGGACAGUGACACCCAGCCAAUAUGCCCAGGCCAAGCUCUGUGGAAAUGCUGGCCCUGCCAGCCAAAGCCGCAGCGAUGCCGCACUUUCUGGACUGGUUCGUGCCUGUGUACCUGGUCAUCUCCGUCCUCAUCCUGGUGGGUUUUGGAGCCUGCAUCUACUACUUUGAGCCUGGCCUGCAGGAGGCGCACAAGUGGCGCAUCCAGCGCCCCCUGGUGGACCGUGAUUUCCGCAAGACGCUGAUGGUGCGGGACAACCUGGCUUUCGGAGGCCCAGAAGUCUGAGGCUGCCUCGGUACUGGAGAUGCUCCAAGCAGACGACUCCUUGAUCUUUCCAUCCAUCUGUAGCCCAGUAGAGGCCCUUGUUGUUCAGGGAGGCCCCUUUCCCUAGAAACCAGGCACUUGAAUAUUUAUUGUUUGUUUGUUUGUUUGU
This is a messenger RNA of Acomys russatus (golden spiny mouse), 487 nucleotides long. RefSeq names its product small integral membrane protein 45 (gene Smim45). Lineage: Eukaryota; Metazoa; Chordata; Mammalia; Rodentia; Muridae. The transcript has 2 exons. The coding region runs from base 79 to 339 and encodes 86 amino acids. The record is from RefSeq and is a predicted model, not a curated record.